AUGGCCUUUGCCCACCACGGCUGUGAGCACAUCGGCAAGCGAGUCACGCGCCGCUUUGAAGGCGUUAACGUCGGAGGCGUCGUGAGUGCGUGGGCCCCGGCCGACGGCCAAGAAGAGGCGCUCUACCGCGUGCGUCACGACGACGGUGAUGAAGAGGACCUCGAUCGGCAGGAGCUGGAGGACGCCUUGGCGCUGGCCGCCAAUACUCCGGUGGACCUCAAGGGCCGAUUCCUCGCCGUGCCAACCUCAUUCUUCCAGGUCGAGGCGGGGUUCUACCUGGCGCGAUGCAGCAGCGUCAGCGCCGGCGGCAAAAUUUGGCUCAGGUACGGCUCGGACAACUACUCGCACUGGGUGCCGCACGCGAUCGCGAGCAAGUGGCUCAUCAGCGAUAGCGAGGCGCGCCGAGGCGACUGGGUUGGCUCUGGCGGCGUCGGUUCCUUCGCAGCGGGUGCCCAGGCUGAGGAGGUGGGCGAGGCGCCGGUGGCGGAGGCGGAGGGCUUGCGCCUGCACCUGUCAAGCAGUAGCAGCACCGGGUACGCAGGCGUGUCGAAGACCACCCGCUAUACCGGCCGCUUCCAUGCGCGGCACAAGGUGGGCGGAAGGAGCCUCGGCUCCUUCGGCUCAGCGGUGGAGGCGGCGGUGGCGUACGCGCGGGCAGUGGGGGAGGCGGAUGAGGAGGGCGAGGAGGGCGAGGAGAACGAGGGGGGCGAGGCGGGCGUGGCGGGCGAGAACGUCGCUUCUGCCGCCGCCCGCCGAGACUCCGCGCAGCGCAGCAGCGGGCGGCGCCGCUCGGUGCCCGCUCGCUUCGUGGCGGAGCCCUCUUUGCAGGGCGACGAGUCGCAGCUCGAGUUCGCCGAGAAGCUGCUGCUGCCGGCCGCGCAGGAGGCGGUGCCACAGCAGCAUGCGGCGGCGGCGCCGCCAGAGGCUGCCAUGAAGUUUGGAGUCGGAGAUGCGGUGCUGGGCAAGUUUGGCCCCGACGACGAGGGCAAGACGGGCGGCGUGCUCGACAAGUGGUACCGCGCCGUCGCGGACGGCACGUAUUCCCUCGAGUACGAAGACGGCGACAGCUGGGAGCAGGUGCCACGCGUGCACGUGAGGGCGCGGAAGCGGCCGCGCGACGACGAGGCGUCUUCGGCAUCGAUGGAGGCGGCAGAGCCGGCAGCAGCGCAGCGAGGCGGCGGGGAGAAGAAGCGCGGCCGCCCGUUGGGGAGCAAGAAGUCGAAGCUCGCCAAGAAGGGGGUGCCGAAGCGGGGCGCCAAACCGAGAGGCAGACCUCCGCACGGGUGCUCGUGGAGCGAGAAGCAGAGCGCGUACGUCAACGAAGAGCAGGCGGGCGUUCGGCGCGCCGCGGCGGCGGAGUCGGAGGAGGAGGCACAGGCGGAGGAAGGGGAGGGCCCCGGCACGCCUCCCGGCACGCCGCCGCCGGAGGCAGCGGCGGCGGCGGCGGCGGCGGAGGAGGAGGAGGAGGAAGAGGAGGGCGAGGAGGAGGAGGAGCAGGAGGAGGAGGAGGAGGAGGAGGAGGAGGGUGCGGACGACGGCGACGAGGAGGUGGACGGGGAGGAGGCGGACGACGAGGAGGUGGACGAGGAGGAGGGGGAGGAGGAGGGGAAGGAGUCCGCCUCCCGUCGCAGCUCGCGCGUGCCCGUCCGCAUGCCGACCGGCGAGACGUACGUUGGCGGUGGCUUGGCACCCACCACCGCGCCGCGCGCCAAACCGACCGCCAAGGCUCCCGCCAAGGCUCCCGCCAAGGCUCCCGCCACGCCACCCGCCGCCGUCGAGGCGCUGCAGCAGCCGGCGGCGGAGGCGGAGGGGCUGCGGCUGCACCUCUCGAGCAGCAACAGCACCGGCUACAAGGGCGUGCGCGAGCCGCGUACUGGCCGCUUCGAGGCGCAGCGCAAGGUGGGCAGGCGGGCGGCCUCGCUCGGCACCUUCGACACGGCGGUCGAGGCGGCGGUGGCCUACGCGCGGGCGGUGGGGCAGGCGGAGCCGGAGGGCGAGGAGGAGGGGGAGGGCGAGGAGGAGGGGGGGGAGGAGGAGGAGGCUCGGCCGGGCGGGCCGCUCACCGCUGCCGACGCAUUCGAGGGCGCUGCGGUGGCGGUUUACUUCUCGGACGUGUCUCGCUGGUACCGCGGCGAGGUGACGUCCGUCAACAACGACGGCACCUUUGGCGUGGGGCGUACGGGCUGCACCUUUGGCGUGGCGUACGAGGACGGCGAGGAGGAGGAGGCGGUGCCGCUGGAGGACCUCUUCCACGAGCUGCAGGCGGGACCACCGCCUGCCUCGUCCCCGCCCCCGGCUGCUCCACCACCAGCGGCGCGCCCGCCCCUCGGCAUGCCGGCCGUCGAGCGGGCGCUCGAGGGCGUCGGGCUGGAGCGCUACGCGGCGGCGUUCGACGAGCAGGGGUUCGACGACCUCGGCUUCCUGCUCCAGAUGAACGCGGCGGAGCGGGCGGCGGUGGCGGAGGGCGUGGGGAUGAAGCCUGGCCACGCGGGCAAGUUUGUCAAGCACGGUUUCGAGGCGCCGGUGGCUUAGAGGCUGUCGAGCCGGCGCGAGGCUGAGCGUCGAGAGCGAACGCGCGCCCUGGUUGAUUGCGUUUACGUGUACGUGUGCAUGCCGUCUGUCUUGGUGAGGCGCCCGACUUGCGAUGUGUUAUGUUUGGCUGCGAUGCGUGCGCGCGCCGCGCGGGAGAGGGAGGUGAGGACUGAUGUUUGCGCGCCGCUAAUGUGGCUGUAGGAG
Messenger RNA from Emiliania huxleyi CCMP1516, 2736 nucleotides. RefSeq lists its product as hypothetical. NCBI's taxonomy places the organism in Eukaryota, Haptophyta, Isochrysidales, Noelaerhabdaceae. Gene Ontology annotation, biological process: regulation of DNA-templated transcription. Gene Ontology annotation, molecular function: DNA-binding transcription factor activity; DNA binding. The coding region runs from base 1 to 2532 and encodes 843 amino acids. The transcript is spliced from 8 exons. The record is from RefSeq and is a predicted model, not a curated record.